Molecule: messenger RNA, 5390 nt
Organism: Pteropus alecto (black flying fox)
Lineage: Eukaryota; Metazoa; Chordata; Mammalia; Chiroptera; Pteropodidae
Gene: RNF169
Product: ring finger protein 169
Exons: 7
Coding region: 90-2024 (644 amino acids)
Biological process (GO): double-strand break repair
Cellular component (GO): nucleus; site of double-strand break
Molecular function (GO): ubiquitin-protein transferase activity; metal ion binding; nucleosome binding
Source: RefSeq, a predicted model, not a curated record
GAAUAUGUAGAUAGCGCUGCCCGCCGCGCACUGCCCCGCCCUCUACUCUUCUCCCUCGCAACGGACUCUCCCCUCAAACGGGAAACAAGAUGGCGGCGGCAGGUCCGAGUACUCGGGCCUCUUCCGCGGCGGCAGCAGCAGCUCUGAGUCGGCGGGGCCGGCGGGGCCGCUGUGAUGAGAAGGCGGCAGCCAAGACUGGGGCCUCGAUCCCGGCCUCUGGCCCCGCGCUGCUGGUGUUGCCGCCGCCGUUGCUGCAGCCGCCACCGCCGCGGUCGGAGGAGUCGGGCUGCGCCGGGUGCCUCGAGACCCCGGGGGAAGCAACGGCCAUUCCUUGCCGCCACUCGCUGUGCCGGGGCUGCGCCCAACGCGUCGCCGAUGCAGCGGGCCCCACGCCCGCGGAGCCAGAGUUUAUAUUCAGAACACCAAUCAAAUUAAGUAAGCCUGGGGAACUUCGUGAGGAAUAUGAAAGCCUGAGAAAGCUGAAAGAAGAAAAGCUACAAGAGGAGAAAACCUCUGAAGAUCAAAUCCACAAACUGUUACCAGAGGAUACAGAAACCGGGAAAAGGAAAAUGGAUGAACAGAAAAAAAGAGAUGAGCCACUAGUACUGAAAACAAAUCUGGAGCGUUGUCCUGCACGUCUCUCAGAUUCCGAGAAUGAAGAACCUUCCCGAGGCAAGAUGACACAGACGCAUCGCUCGGCAUUUGUUUCCAAGAACAACUCCUACUCCUUAGCUUUCCUGGCAGGGAACCUAAAUUCCAAGGUGGAAAGGAGUCAGAGCUGCAGUGACACUGCUCAGGACAGAGCAAAGGGCAGACUCAGAGCAGCAAGCAAAGCCAAGGUCACAACUAUAACCCCAACCUCCAACCCCAUCAUUGGUGUCCUCUUGUCCACUCAAAACAACCGCUGCCUCUCGGCCCCUGACUUAACCAUUGAAAAGCGUCUGCCCUUCAGCUCCCUGUCAUCCUUGGCUUCCUUGCACAAACCAGAGCGCUCCAUCAGCCCUGAGAGCAAUGACAGCAUCUCCGAAGAACUCAACCAUUUCAAGCCCAUUGUCUGCUCACCAUGUACUCCUCCUAAGAGACUCCCUGAUGGCCGCGUGCUGAGUCCCCUCAUCAUCAAAUCAACACCCCGCAAUCUAAACAGAAGCCUGCAGAAGCAGACUUCUUAUGAGGCCAGUCCACGGAUCCUUAAAAAGUGGGAACAGAUCUUUCAGGAGCGGCAGAUUAAAAAAACCUUUUCGAAAGCCACCCUCACUUCCCUGGCUCCAGAAACGGGGGAAGACUUGCUAGUCUCUGAAGUUAUCCAUUCUAGCAAGGAGAAGCCACUUCUGGCUUUAAAUACAAGACUGUCCAGUGGGCAUGCACUCUCUGAGUACACUGGACCCACCUCCGCUGACCUUGAUUAUUUCCCCUCUGUUAGCCAGACAAAAGCAGGACAGGGCAGUGGUAGCAAAAAGAGCACUGAGAUCCCACUGGAAACCUGCUGUUCUUCAGAACUCAAAGUGGGAGCCAGUGGAACUUCUUUGGAGAGAGAGCAAUUUGAAGGGUCAGGGUCAAGCCCAGAUGCCAAGUUAGACAAAACCUGUAUAAGCACAGCUAUGAAAAUUUCGGCAGUUAAUUCAGUGCUACCCAAAAACACUGUUUUGGGUGGGGUCCUCAAAACAAAGAAACAGCUGAAAACAGUGAAUCAUUUUGACCUGCCUAACGGUAUCCUGGCAGACAACCUAGGUGAGGAGCCACUUCCCUCCUUGCGCCGGGGCCGGAAAAGACACUGUAAGACCAAGCACUUGGAACAAAACGGCUCUCUUAAGAAACUGCGACAAAGCGGUGGCGAGAUGGGCCCGGCCCCAACAGACCCAGUACUUCGAGAGAGGGAGCAGAAACUGCAGCAAGAGGAAGAGGACCGACAGCUGGCUCUGCAGUUGCAGCGCAUGUUUGACAAUGAGAGGCGGACUGUAAGUCGGCGGAAAGGAAGCGUGGAUCAGUAUCUCUUACGGUCCAGCAGCAUGGCCGGGGCCAAGUAGCACCGAAUAGAACAGUGUUGCCUAUUUUUAAGAGGUCUUUGGGCUUGAUCAUUUAUCCUGUAGAGCUGAAUGUUCUCACUUUGGGUUUCUUUUUAUGUCUGGUGGUUCUGAGAGGUUCCAGGACCUUUGUAGUCUGUAUCCAAGGGAACUGCGUCUCUGCCUCCCUGUGACCCAGGCCAGAAGCACUCCCCACCCCCUAAGUGACCCACGCUCAAGGGCUGUUCUGGGCCAAAUCUGGCAGCACCCACUUGGAAUGAGAUUCAGGAGCACAAUGGCCAGAGUUAGAAAUGGUAGAGGAAAGAGGGGAUACCUUCUCAGACUGAUAGACCUCCUGACUUCUUUCAGCAGGUUUUUUAUUUUUUUUUAAAUCAGCCUUGCAGAUAAAAAUUAGUUCCCUCUUUUUCAAAGAAGUGGAACAGUAUAGUUCUCUACAGAUCCAAAAAGAUUAUGUCCCCCCUUUCCUUACCCUUGCCCCACAAGUAAAUAUACCUAAUGAAAUCUGUUGAAUUCAUGCUUCUACAAAAGCUAAUUCACCAUCCCUGUUUAAAGAAUAACAUGUAUAAUGCCAUGUAGUUGACAGACCAUGUUUAGUUAUGGUUUAAUUUGAUCUUCCCAGGAGACCUAACAUGUAAGUGGGAUUGGCCUCAUUUUUAGAUGACGAAACUGCAGUGCAGAUAUUCAGGUUCUCUCACCUACUAAGUGGCACAGCCCAGACUGACUGCUGGGUCUCCCAACAACAAAUCUCAUGGAUUUUCCACACUAACAGGUCGCCAUAAUGGACUACAACACAAAGGCAUGCCAGGGGAUCAUAGGGAAAGCUGGCUAGGCAUUGCGUACCCAUCGUGCAAAAUCCACAUGCAGAUAAUUGAGAUUGACUGGAAGCAUAAACAUACACUGUGCAUUUAUCCCCGCCGCCCACGCAGUUUACAGUCUUCUGUUUUCCUGGUGAUCCCACCCUGUGAGAUAAAUGACAGAUGUCAUCAUUCAUUACUCUCCACAUGGCCAAGGGUUAUCUGCAAUGUUGAUCUAAAAUCCAAAAAUCUUUGCCCAGGAGUCAGGCAACAACAGUGCUGAAACUCCAUACUAUGGAAACAAGGUAUCUAGCUGGAUGCAGCUGGUAAAUUCAGUCCCAUGGACCUUUGGGGUUUAUUUUCCUUAGCAGCUGACACCAUGUGUCUUUUGCAUCCCUGGUGGUGCUUGGUGCUUCUGCCCAUCUGGGCUCAUUGAGAAUAGGGAUUAAGAUACGAUUUUUAGGGAAUCUCAGAUAGGCUGGCAUUCUCUGUGCAUGUAUGAGCUGUUACUAUAAAGUCAUGUGACUAGCAUUUUAACAAAUCUUACAGAGCUAUAUAUCCCAAUGUCUGUUGUCCCCCUUGAAUGGUCCCAGCAGGAUACUGCAUAAUUUUUUCCAAUGAUGUUGCCCUUGGUGAAAACAUUUCUGGAACUGUCCUCAAAGUCUAGAAACAUAGACUCCUCAAAUGUCAGAACUGGAAGGGGCCUUAAUGGUCAUCUCUUCCAACUUCUUUCUCUUAUUAAAGCAGAAGCUAAGAUCUGGAACAGUGACUCACUUACUGAUCAAGGUCACUAGGAAUUUACUAAAUAGUCUUUUCUCAGGAGAUUUGCCUCCCUUCUCUGGGCAAAUCUUUACUAUUUUGGGGUUAUAGGAGAGAGAAUUUUAAGUUUGAAACUAGUCAGAAGCUAUUUGAAGCCUCUGGAAGAGAAGGUGAAUGGGUUAAUGCAGCUAUAAAGUAGAGCCAUUUUGUAUGCGUAUGUGUGGCUUAUAAACAGUUCCCAGAGAGAAGUUCCAGAGAUGUCUUAAGCAUUUUGGUGAUCAUUGAGAUAUGUGGAACCUCCUCAGUGACUACUUUGGUGGGGAGUGUCACCCACCUGAAUGUAUGUUUUCUGUGUUCUCUGUGCACACGUGCAGAUGUAUGCUUAAAAAAACAUACGUCAGUCUCAUGACUUUAUAUUCACACCACUUCAGUUUUAGGUCCUACCAGCAACAUAUAUCCUUCAAAGGCUACUGGAGGGCAUAUUGGUGCCCAAGAUGAAAGAGUUGGCACUGGUCUGCAGAAGACAGAGAGGGUGACUUAGCAAAUGCCCUUAGAGAAAACAUUAGUUACUGCCAUUUCGUAGAGUUUCUUUUUGAUCUUAGUAAAUAUUAUUGGGAGGCUAGUCUCAUUGGUUAUAGCAAAAACACUUAUUUUUCCACUUGCCACCAUUUUCUCCAAUAAUUUGAAAAACACUUUUCAGUUGUAACCGAUUUUUGUUUUUGGAAAAAAGAUAAAUAUUUUUAAUAGAAAAGAUAUAUAUUUUAAAUAUUUUCCCAAAGUAAUACUUUCAUUUGAAGAAGUUGCAUAUCUGUAGCAACAAGUUUUAGCUUCAGGUGCAGAGUGAAAAUCUACUUCUUGUUAAAACAGCAAAUAUUCUGAACUCUGGAUCCAUCUUACUGACUUUCCCCCUUACACCUGCGACAGUGGUAUUGACAGUUGUUGUUUGCCAGACUUCCAGCUGAGCAGUAGUCCUUCAAAUAUAGGCAAUGCAGUGGAGGCUAAAGAGGGAAGAGGCUUAAUCUUUAAUCUGCUUGGCUUUGGAGAAGGAAAAAACUACUUAGGUAUUAUCUGUAUUUUAAGAUGCUUCCCAAAUUUAAUAACUCAAACCUGAACACUUUUUUUUUCUGAAAAAUUUCCCUCUCCUGUUGCUUGUGAAGUUGGUCACAAAUGGAGUUGCCGACGUGAAUUCUUUGGAGAAAAAGAAAGACAAAGAACAAAUAAAAUGAAGGGGAGGGUUUCUGAGCUAGAAUGAGAGGUACACUAUUUUACAAAACAUUUCUCACAAAUUAUUGGAUUCCAAUUCAUCAUACAAAUUUCCCUUGUUCUUCUAACUCUGUUCCUUAUGCAUAUGCAUUCUUUGUUUUUUCUCAUUGAGGGGAAAGUUAUGAGAGGUUAGAAGAUGGAGGUCAUUCUGAUGGAAAAUAUAAAAAUUGUGGUACCCUGAGAAUGGGUCUCUCAGCCCUUUUCUGUAGAGUAGAAGACACUUUGGAAUCAUGAUUCUGUUGAUUAUAUCUGCCUGGAAGAAGUCAUCUGGGCCUGUUGGGUUGGUGUCAAAUCAUGGGAGUAUUUAUCCAGCCCCUGGCCUUCUUCAUAUAGUUGCCUCUUUUUAAAAGGUUAAUUCUUGGCUGAGGCUUCCCAGGAAAACCUUUUAUAAGUGGCUUCAUUUCUUUUCUUAAAAUUAAUUUUUUAAAUUUUUGCCUGGAGGGAACACUGAUGAUGAAUGCCUUCUGUGUUUUUGUUCAUUUUCCCAAAAAAGAAAAAUGCCCUUGAGAGAUUAAAGCUACUUAAUUGCUGUUUGAUUACAAACUGACUAAAA